CACCAUUAUUAUUAUUAUUAUUAUUAUUUAUUGUUUUAACUAAAAAAUAGAUUUAGAAAAAAAAAAAGAAAAGAUAAUAAUUAAUAAACAUUUAUCAAUUUAGUUUAAAUAAGAGUAAAUUAAUAAAAAUGAAUGGAGGUGAUUUUAAUGAAGUUUCAGCAGUAACACCAAAUGGAUCCGACCUUUCUACUGAAAAUAAAGAAUUUGCACUUGACAAAUCCCAAAUAUCGACAAAAGCUAGUUCAAUAUUAUUACAAUUAAAACAAACUAUUGUGGCUGGUACAGGUUUUUUAUGUGACGCUUAUGAUUUAUUUGUUAUAAAUUUGGUUUUAGUUAUUUUACAAUAUAUACCUGAAUAUAAUGAAAAAGGUGGUGAAUCAUCAAUGGUAUCAACAGGUGCACUUUGGGGAGCAGUUGGUGGUCAAAUUAUAUUUGGAUUUUUAGCAGAUAGAAUUGGAAGAAAAGUUGGUUUUAUUAUUACACUUUCUUUAAUUACAUGCGGUGCAAUUCUUAGUGCUUUUUCAGUUGAUAGACCUGCUCUUAGUAUUUUUGGUAUGCUCACCAUUUGGAGAACUAUAUUGGGAUUUGGUAUUGGUGGUGAAUAUCCAUUAUCAGCCACCAUCUCUAGUGAGUCUUCAAAAAAUGACAGAAAGCGUGGUUCACAAGUUGCUGCUGUAUUCAGUAUGCAAGGUCUUGGUAUUAUUUUAUCUCCAAUUGUAGUUCUUAUUUUACUUAAAAUCUGUGGAGGUGGUCACCUUGACUUGGUUUGGCGUUUAGCUUUAGGUUUUGGUGGUAUUCCAGGCUUAAUUAUGAUUUACUUUAGAAUCACUAUGAAGGAAACCAACUCUUUCAAAAAGAACAAGAAGAUUCAAAAGAGUGAAAUGUUAAGAACUAUUAUUUUCAAGUAUUGGAAAACUCUCUUGGGUACUGCUGGUGGUUGGUUCAUUUUCGAUAUCACCUUUUAUGCAAAUGGUCUUUUCAAUGGUACAAUUGUCUCUUUGAUCGGUUUAAACAAUGCUGACACUGACUAUGGUAAAGUUUGGAAUACCACUUUGGUAUCAUUGUAUCUAGGUUUACUUGGUUUACCAGGUUACUAUGUUGGUGUAUGCUUAAUUGACCGUAUUGGUAGAAAGAAUCUUCAAAUGCUCGGCUUUGCUUUACUCGGUGUUACCUACAUGGUUAUGGGUUUCUCAUAUGACCACAUUGUCAAAAUCAAGGCCCUAUUCAUCAUUCUUUAUGGUUUAACUUUCUUCUUUGGCAAUGCUGGCCCUAACACUACAACAUUUGUUUUGCCAUCAGAGUCUUUCCCAACUAAAAUCCGUGCUACUUGCCAUGGUCUUUCCGCUGCUGCUGGUAAAAUAGGUGCUGUUAUUGGUGGUGCUACUAUUAAACCAUUGUUCACCAAUUACGGCUUGGAUAAAACUCUUAUUGUUUGUGGUGCUAUUGCUUUUGUUGGUCUUAUUCUUACUUUCUUUAUUGUUGAAGAGACAAUGGGUAAACCUAUCAUUGAAGAUGAAGAAGUUGAAAUGGAACAAAUUGAAUCUAUUGAUUCACCAACUUUAGAAGAAUCAACUUCAAGUAGCAGUAGCGGUGUAGAUGAAGCAAAAUAA
This is a messenger RNA of Dictyostelium purpureum, 1610 nucleotides long. RefSeq lists its product as uncharacterized. The record is from RefSeq and is a predicted model, not a curated record. Bases 129 to 1610 code for a protein of 493 amino acids. The transcript has 4 exons. Gene Ontology annotation, biological process: carboxylic acid transport; transmembrane transport. Gene Ontology annotation, molecular function: carboxylic acid transmembrane transporter activity. Gene Ontology annotation, cellular component: plasma membrane. Lineage: Eukaryota; Evosea; Eumycetozoa; Dictyosteliales; Dictyosteliaceae.